Molecule: messenger RNA, 4127 nt
Organism: Drosophila biarmipes
Lineage: Eukaryota; Metazoa; Arthropoda; Insecta; Diptera; Drosophilidae
Exons: 3
Coding region: 41-4069 (1342 amino acids)
Molecular function (GO): protein binding
Source: RefSeq, a predicted model, not a curated record
CCUAGAAAUUUCAAUCAUUUCCUUUAGUAAAAAUGACUUUAUGUCUAUAAAUCAAAAAAUACUUGUACUUUUAAUACUGCACUUAACUAUUCCGUUUGCUGAAACAAAUGAACUGAGAGAAGCCAAUAUGAAGAUUUAUUGCAAUGAAUUUGUGCCCCUCGGAAGACAAACUUAUAUCGUUAUAACCAUGGAAAUUCUACCAGUUAAGUCCACCAUUAUAGUAUGGCUCAGCACGCCGGACUACCUGUUGGCCUAUUUUGAAGUUGGAAACGUGAUAAAAGAAAUGCCGCCAAAAUUUGAAAAGACCUCAUCAAUCAGUAAUGAGCUUUCGUUUCUCGGAAUUAAAACUGAAAUAAAACCCGAUUAUGAAGAGGGGUACUUCGCAAACCUAACAGCUACUUUUUGGACUGCUAGUAAUACAGCUCUUUCGCUUCUUGGUCGAGUAAAGCCAAUUAUGAUAUAUGAAGUAAUACAAAUCGUAUCUAUUGUUGUAAGUCUUCCUCAGCUGUGUGCUCCGCAAUUGACAAUGCUGGCGUGCUCAGAUCCCCAGUCCCCAAAAGAGGUUCUGAUCACUCGGGGAUUUCUUACAAAUGCACAAUUUCUGGAAGAUUGUGACUUAAAAAUGAGUGAUUUUUAUAAUUGGACCCUGAGCGAUGCAGUUGGGUUAACACAGUUUGCAUCAUAUUCUACAGAUAAUCCUUACAUUAAUAUUCGACCCUUUACAUUACGGUUUUCUACUACCUAUGAAUUGUGGCGAAAUUUCUAUGUUCUACAAGUCGAGGGAAGGUCCAAUGGAUAUUAUUUCGGAGCUCGAUGUUAUGUCAAACUUAUUAUGGGUCCGGUGAAAUCCGUAAUUCUUGGCGGAAGAACAAGGCGGGCUCAACAAAGUGAAACACUUUGGAUGAACGGCUCCCUGAGUUACGAUUUCUCCAAAAGAAGUGGGGAUAUUCAGUUUUCGCACUAUUAUUGGAACUGCUAUUCAUGGGACGACAAUCGAAAUCGCUUUUGCCAUCGGAACAUAUCGUCGGUUGCUGUGUUUUCUAUUCCUGCCAAUUCCCUAAAGCCUAACUGCAGAUAUAUCUUUCGUUUACAAGUGAUUAGGGAUGACGAUCCAAAUGUUUCAUCGCAAGCAAUGCAAGUUAUUACCAUGACAAAAAAUAAAAUGCUACAGGUAACCAUAGAAUGCAUCAGGAAUUGCCAGAGGAAUUACUUUAUUCCCAAUGCAAAGGUUCAUCUUCAUUCAAGAUGCCUAAAUUGUGGCAGGAAAAAUUUUAGAACUCAGUGGUUUAUUGAUGGUCAGCUAGUGGUCACUGGUCGCGAAUUAAUAAUUAACUUAAGGACACCAUCGAAUGUGACCCGGAUCAGGUCUGUCGUUUCUUCGGAAGAUGGGCGUCACGGCCGGAUGAGUAAAGUCCUGAUAAAAAAUCCUGGGCCCUCCGGUGGAACCUGUUCCAUUUUUCCAACGGAAGGCCUCGAGGCUGUGACUGCAUUUUUUCCUUGUUGUCGAAACUUUGUGUCGCUAAACCAACCCAUAGAGUACUGGUAUUACGCGGGUUCAGUUCUUCUUGGAACUUGUCUUGACUGCAACUGCGAGAUUUACUUACCUGUCACUGAUAGCGUAAGAGUUCUGGUAUGCGAUGUAUUGUACGCAUGCCACACCAGUUGGAUAAGGGUUAAGAUCAAUGCUCUAAGAAAUAUUCCGCAUAAUGUGCCAAACCUUCUGGAGCCAGGACUCCUGCCUCGGUACUUGCAAACCGUACAAUCCAUAAUGCAGCACUUGCAUAACACGGAUUCUGGAGUAGCUCUUUUACGGCAUUUCACAACCAUUCAUCCUCAAUCGCGAAGUUCUCUCGCAAGACUGGCGAACCUAACCUUAACUUUAGCGUACCGUUUGUACCCCUCAGAUCAGAAAAAGGAUACCUUAUUAAUCAUGUUGGUAAACAAAAUUAAUGAUAAUUUCGACGAAAUAUACCUUGAUGAUGACGUGCACUUUCUUACGGAACAACCAUUCAUCAACAUUAGACUAGCCUGCUUAGAAGUAUUCGAAGUAAUGCAAGCCUUAUGCCAAAGAACUUCUCAGUACCAUAGGGCACAAAUAUCUGACAACUUAGAAGAGCCUCUUUUGGAAAAACUGAUCGCUACGCCUCAAGCGUUGGAGAACAAGAGAGGCGUGUUCAGGCUUUCCACUUGGCAAAUGGAGCGUCUAUACCGCCACUUAAAUUAUCUUCGGGAUAAUGCCUACCGAACAGAGCUUGGUAAGAAAAGAGGGGAGAAGCAAAGCUCUGUAACACUUGAUAUUCAAUGCUUCAAAAAAUUCCCAAAGAAAAAGAUUCGAGUACACACCCGCGAUCAUUUUCAGUGGGUUCUUGUUGCGCCGGGUGUUUUUGAGGACGUUAUGGGAACAAACAAGGGAAGGGUCUGCCUCAAAGUCGUGUCCAUUAAACAGGAACUGAAUUGGUGGUACCCACUCGAGAAGAAGCCUAGUUCUCUUGUACUCUCAGUGCGCAUUUAUGAAAAUGAAGAUAAUUUCACUGUCCCCAUCAUUCUAAAUCGCAGUCGGCUUCUCUAUAAGACCAUAAAUACUUAUAACAACGAUUCCUUGGUAAAGCUGCGGAGCAAGUCGAGAAGUAAGAAGAAGUCUUCGAUAACAGAUGAAGUGCCCAAAGCUGGGAUCUACGUGAAUUGCAUGAGAGAGGGAAGCCUCCGAACCAUAAGGACUGUGGGUAUUUACCGCAUAGUGCUGAUGGAGCACUCGGUGCUGGCCAUUCACUUUACUAAGGCCACUCACAGGCUGCAGGUUGUGACGAAGCUGAAAACGAAGCCCUUGUUCCGCGAAAUUUCCUCUUCCAAGUGCAUUGUGCCUGCGCGCACUAAGAGUAAGAUCAUUCUUCUGCGGAAUAACUGCCAUCAGGCUCUAAGGGCAUACCUUGCAUUGCGAGUCGCCUCGAACAUUACGAUCAGAAAUAGCCCUAAUACGCCGGUGAAGAAUGGCCCAGCGACCUUUGCGUUCGCCUUUCAAAUUCGCAGCUGUGAGACCUGGUCAUAUAGCUCUAAUCCCGAUAAGCAACACUGGGUACACUACGGAUGCUAUCCCACGAUGUCCCUCAGCGUGAGGACUGGCGUUCGUUGCAAAUGCAAUAUCCUGGGGACAUAUACCAACUACUUGUACUACAUUCCCAGCAUUGAAGUUCCUGAUUGUGUCUAUACAGAACCACAUCUCAAUGUUUUCAUUCUUUCAUUUUAUAUCAUUCUAUUUUCACUUAUACUGAUAUGGAUACUAAUGCUCUUUGUUUACCGAAAUCGCCUGCCCAGCAAGACCAUUUUUAUACCGGAAUUCGAAAGGGAUGAUAAGUCUGCUGAGGAGCUACAUGAUCUGGUCAUAUCCUUGAGGACAGGGGGCCGCCUUAAUUCUGGAACCACCGCAUCCUUAGAAUUGGUUCUUUAUGACGAAUUGGAACAGGAGCGGUCAAUCAGGGUUGUACAGGAUCCUGAGCAUAUAUUUCUCAAGCCGAAUACCACACUGUACCUUUGGAUCCGUACUCGAGAUAUCCGUAUACCCACACGGGUUUUAGUUUCCCAUAACAACGCUGGACGUUUCCCAAGUUGGUUCCUGCGUCGCAUCGAGGUGAACGACAUUCAGACCCACGAAACGCAGGUCUUCAUAGCCCGGCAAUUUGUGGAAAAGAAAAAGUUACUGUUGUCAUCGAACAUGAUUUAUAAGCAGGGAGAUGUGCGGUUCUUUGACACCUGGAAGGGUAGAUUCUACAUGCACUUCGAGAUGCUCUGGAUCAACUGGUCCCUGUGGCAGCCAGUCACCGGAAGUUGGAGGGAGUCCACCCUGUAUCCCUACAUGACUCGGGGCAAGCGAUUCUGCGUGUUCAUCAGCAAGCAAAUGGUCAACCUGACUGUCUGCGCCUCUUACUUUGGCCUGACAACAACCGAAACUUUGCAAUUAUUCCGCAGCAUGUUUCUGGACUACAAAGACCUGGUAGUGCUGAGUAGUAUCUGCUUUUUCAUGGAUAUUUUCCUGUCAUUUUUGUUCGCUGCCGUGAACUGGAAAUUCUGUUAAAGCGGCUUUAUUAAUAAAAUCAAUGAAAUAUUAUUAAAAAUUAUCACUAUGCUUGUAA